Molecule: messenger RNA, 4021 nt
Organism: Filobasidium floriforme
Lineage: Eukaryota; Fungi; Basidiomycota; Tremellomycetes; Filobasidiales; Filobasidiaceae
Exons: 7
Coding region: 320-3802 (1160 amino acids)
Source: RefSeq, a predicted model, not a curated record
UGCAGCUGUCGUUCCUCCGUGUCGUAGAUAUCAUCCUCACCUAGUCGCUCUGCUGUGAUUCGAGAUAGUUCAAAGUCCGGAGCAGCUCCCUUUCCCUCCCUUUCGAUCUCAUAUCGCCAUUGCCAUUGGAUAUCGCGCAUCGUAAGAGAUAGGGGCAGUCAGACAAUCACCCAGCUAGACCUACGCCACCGACUUUCGACAAUUCGACGAUUGGGUCUCGACCUCAGACACCAUCUUCUUGCUUCCCGCACACUAUCCGCUGCCAGAGCCCUCGAGCCGACCAAACUCUGGCACUCCCUUUAACGCUGACCCUGGAACAAUGGGUCAAGCUCAAGCGGCUCCGGGCAUGCGAGCUCCCGGUCCAUCAUCAAGUGCUAAUGUCGCACAGACUCAACCCCCCGCUCAACCUCUCGCUGGACCAUCUGAUCAAUCGGGCACUGCUCCCAAGACCAUGGCGAGAAUGAGGCAUACGGGACCGAAGCAGUCUCCUCGGGCUGGCUUUCUGCCUGAUGGCCGGGAAUUGUACUUGAGGAAACCUCAUUCCAGACGAGCCUGGGAGCCGAUCAAGGAUCAUACGUGCGAGUCGUGUGGUGGAAUGUACCCUCGUACUCCGUUUGAAUGGGAGGAAAUGUCGACCGAGCCGGAUGGAAGGAGGAUCAUGGCACUGAAGAAGCGGUGCCAAGCGUGCGCAUUCCCUGGAUUGACUCACAAAGUCAAGGUAGAUACGCUCAAAGCAACUGAGCGUUUCGUUCGUUCCCUGCAUCCCGACUUUGAAAUCUCACCGACGCUACUGCUCAAGGAUUCGCCAGAAGCGAUGCGGGAGUUUACCGGUGCCGCUGCAACAGGUUUCAGCUCGAACGUUCCAGCGGCCGGAGCAUCUCCGCCAAAGGCUGCUGCUGUACAGAAACCACCGCCUGUCGCAGCCAAACUGAAUCUACAACCCGUAUCUUCGACUCAGCCUUUCCCGAAAUCUUUUGCGAAUCGACUACCCUCGGUCCAUCAUGCUCCACCUCAUCCAGUCUCGAACCCGUCAUUCACUUCAAAUAUGGGGCAACAACAACCUAUGCCUCGAUCCACCGCUACUCCUCACCCCAUGAUGCCCCAAACAACUUCUUCCAACAUGGCCACGAGCGGCCCAACCACGGCACGACCGACUCUCCCUGCCAACAGGGACGUCAGGCCCACAACUGCAACCCAACCCAAACCGCCAGCCCAACAGACACAGCAAGUGUCAAGCCGGCCGUCUAUACCUGGACCUACCUCGACCUCCAGCCGUGCUACCGAUGUCACAGCUCCAGGCUCCGGCCAACGAGCUUCUCAAGCGGGCCCGAUCAGAACCAAGUCCACCGCCCCACCUGCUCCGUCUCCCGUCGCAGCGUCCCGACCUGGUGCCACUGGUCAGCGAACGAGUAGUCAAGCACACGAAAUGCUCGAUGCAUUGAGACGGGCUUUCCAUAAGAACCCGAAUCCUAGCCCGGAAAUGCUCGACAUGCUCGCGGCGACUUUCAAUAUCCAUGACGAAAGGGUCGUGCCACAGCUGUUCGAGAGCUGGAGACGAAGCGGGAUCCAUCUGCGCGACAGCUCGGGGGGCACAUCGACGCCUGAGGGCAAAGCUUCCAAGUCGUCUCGCAGCGGCCGACGGGAUUUUGAGGAGGGGUCCGUGGAACUGAACGCCCAGAGGACCCCCGACUUGACGUUCAACCCCCAGGCAGAGCAGUCGAUUGAGACGCAGGAAGAGGCAAGAAAUGAGCAGAUCGAGCUGUUUGAUCAGAUAGUCAAGCUGGCUCAGAAUGGAGCUGUCGAGCAGAAGAAUCACUCGGGACAUGAAGAAGGCCGAUUAGAGGGUGUCGAGGAAGCACCUACCGCGGUCGCACUCGAGCAAGGAGGAGCAGCAAUCAGCUUCGCCGAGGAGCAGCAAGCUGUGUUAGAACCCAAUGGCCUAUUGAGCGAUUUCGACUCGACUGCCGCUAUGCGAGUCGGUACAGUGAACAUGCAGACUCAGACUGACACUCAUCGGCAACCUACCCUACACUCCAUCGAGCACGAUGUCGCCAAGCAUGAUGACACUCAAGGCAGAAGCGAUGUCGAUCAACCGAAACAGAUGCCAACGGGUAACUUGCAAAUCAUCAUCCCUGGCAUGGAAGCCGAACCUACCGACCAACCUCAGCUAGCGCCAGCCACUCCUCCGUCUACCGUCGAUAUUGUUCGAGGCGAGACUUACGGUGCGACGGACGAUGUACCGCCUAGCGGCCUCGCGGUGGACGCGAUCUUGUCUGCAGUCCGUCCUAUCGAAGCUGUACCUGAUGCCAAGCCAGCAUUGCCAUCGCCGCCUAUCACAGCAGACGCAGUCGAGAGACUCGUUGCACCUCUGCCUUCCAGAGCCACCGGCCCGCCUCAGAACGCGCCCCGACUGACGGCUCCGCCCGUCAUCCUGGACAUCAAACCGCACGAAGUCAAGCACUUCUCAGAACCCAUGAUGCAACAAGCAUACGAGAUCUAUACAGCACCAGAACCACAUCGAUUGGGGAAUUGGUUGAGAGCUACGUACAAACCGAGCACUGAGAAGUACAGCGUCUUGCAAAGGGAUAUUUACACGGAAUACAAGAGCUUGUUCGACGGGUCCCCGGUCGGCUGCUGGAGUGGAUCUCAGGUGGUCAAACUUUGCCGAGAGAUCUGGCCUGACACGGCUUUGGGGAGACGACUUGAUAACCCUUCCGAGUUUAGGAUAUGGGGAAUAUACCGCGUCAGAAUCUUGCCGCAAUCGCCUUGGGAGUUACUUUACAGCGGUCAGCUCAAAGCCGAACUGUUCAAACUCGACGAGGCAAAGCCUACCGAGCAGUUCAAGUCCGAGACACUUGUCGCGCGAAUGGGCGCUCCUCUCGAAUCGAUGGCAUCUAUCUUGUCGACUGCCAGACUGGAUCAGACCAAGAUCUCUACCCUCUCAGCAAUAGCCAACAAGAGCGAUCUGGAUACUUUCACGCAAAAGCUUCUGCGAGAGCGUAAUACGUCGCUAUGGGAGCCGAUGCACAAGUUUGAAGCCUCCCUUGUGUCUCACUUGAAAUUCAGCAAAAUCCGAGAGGCCCCUCUCUUCGAGGUCGUCCCCAAAGAGAAACGACCGAAACCUUCGGUCAAGCGAGAGGUUGAGAGGGUUCAGCGCGAAAUUGACAAGACGAGGCAGCCGGCGGCGUUUGUGACUCCGAACGAGAUCGGCCGGGGCGACGGCUCUCAAUAUAGGCCUUUUGUCUUGGAGUCGCAGGAUCGGACAGAGGGAAAACACUACCCGUCUUUCCCUUCGGCAACUCCGUCUCAGUUUUACCAGCCGUACCAGGCGGAAUCGAGCCGACAGCCUGCAGGAUCGAACGGAUCAUACCCAGCUGCUACCACACCAGCUCAAGCCGUCUUUGCGAACCAGCAGCUUUCGCAUUACGGUCUUUCGCCACAUCAACAACAUCAACAACAACAACAGCAACAACCACAGCCCGCUCCACCUCCGCAGCAUAUCCAGUCGCAAUGGUAUGAGAAUACCUACGAGCCGCCUGUCAACGUGCCCAACUCGUUUCUCUUUCCCAAAACGAAAAAGCCCAAGUAUCUUCCUCCAUCCCGACCUCAGCCGCCCGCCAUCCAAACGCAGGCCCAGCUGACUGCUCAACAUCAGUCUUACCACCAAGCUCGACACCCACAAUCACAACCGCAAGCUCAGCCUCAACGGCGACAGAUCCAGCCGCGACCUAUGCCGGAGUACGAUCCUUACGACCCCCUGAACGCGAAUCCUCCUCCGUUCCCGCAACUUCGACAGUCGUAGGACCGCCCAUCCCCCUUCAAGUUCUAAACUGUCUUGCCAAGAAUACGCAUUUCCAUGUAAUACUAGUAGCGACUACCGGUCGCGACACCGAGUGUCUACCAAGAUGGCCCCCGAUGAUGAUGACGAUCACCAUCAUACAGCCUAGCUAUCUCUGUCCUUUGUUAAACCUUUGAUGGUCCGUGUCUUCGAGCUGGACGACGGAAGCAUAUGAUUGGCUGU